CUCGCUCACAAACCGAUGCGGACAGUGACAAACUACUUCCUGUUGAACCUGGCUCUCGCGGACACUUCCAUGGCGGCCUUCAACUCGUUCGUGAACUUCGUUUACGCUGCACAUGGGGACUGGUACUUCGGGCUCGUCUACUGCAAGUUCCACAACUUCCUUCCUGUGACAGCGGUGUUCGCCAGCAUCUACUCCAUGGUGGCCAUCGCCGUGGACCGGUACAUGGCCAUCAUCCACCCACUCAAGCCGCGCCUCUCGGCAACGGUAACCAGGUCUGUGAUAGGCUGUAUCUGGGGUAUGGCUGUGGUACUAGCGUUCCCGCUGUGUUACUACUCAACCACCAGAAAGAUUGGACAGAGAACACUGUGUUACGUCUACUGGCCCCGCACUGCUCAGGACUCAUUCAUGUAUCAUAUAAUAGUAGCAGUGUUGGUGUAUGUGCUGCCUCUAGUGGUGAUGGCUGGUACCUACAGUCUGGUGGGUAGGACACUUUGGGGCGGAGAGAUACCUGGUGACUCUAAAGAUAACUACCAUCUACAGAUACAAGCCAAGAGGAAGGUGGUGAAGAUGAUGAUGAUUGUGGUGGUAACGUUUGCAGUCUGCUGGCUCCCCUACCACCUCUACUUCAUGAUAACAGGACUCAACAGACAACUGAACAGAGUCAAGUCUAUACAGCAGGUGUAUCUAUCAGUGUUGUGGCUGGCUAUGAGCUCCACCAUGUACAACCCUGUCAUCUACUGCUGUCUCAAUAGCAGGUUCCGUGCAGGGUUUAAGCGUGCAAUGCGCUGCUGUCCGUUUGUCCGUCUGUCUGAAUACGACCAGAUGGAACUACAUAGCGCCCGUUUCCAUGCCAACAGACAGAGCAGCAUCUACACCCUGACCCGCUUCGAGUCCUGCUCCGCCGACCCACACAACGACCGCAGCGACAGGAGUCAGGGUGGUCGUCAUGGUAGCAUCGCACACAACGGGGUGAAUCGUCACGGAACCCGACAUACACUCCUGACACACGCUAGUUACCACGGCAACCCCCGAGGGUCCACCUCCGCCACGGAGCUCACCUGA
This is a messenger RNA of Oncorhynchus nerka (sockeye salmon), 1062 nucleotides long. Its product is annotated as neuromedin-K receptor-like. Gene Ontology annotation, biological process: G protein-coupled receptor signaling pathway; positive regulation of flagellated sperm motility. The coding region runs from base 16 to 1062 and encodes 348 amino acids. Gene Ontology annotation, molecular function: tachykinin receptor activity. The record is from RefSeq and is a predicted model, not a curated record. The transcript is spliced from 7 exons. NCBI's taxonomy places the organism in Eukaryota, Metazoa, Chordata, Actinopteri, Salmoniformes, Salmonidae. Gene Ontology annotation, cellular component: sperm midpiece; plasma membrane.